Cygnus atratus (black swan) is the source of this 714-nucleotide messenger RNA. Its product is annotated as prolactin-like. Gene Ontology annotation, cellular component: extracellular region. Gene Ontology annotation, biological process: positive regulation of receptor signaling pathway via JAK-STAT; response to nutrient levels. Gene Ontology annotation, molecular function: hormone activity. The transcript is spliced from 5 exons. The record is from RefSeq and is a predicted model, not a curated record. Bases 25 to 714 code for a protein of 229 amino acids. Lineage: Eukaryota; Metazoa; Chordata; Aves; Anseriformes; Anatidae.
ACGGGCACGGGGAUCAGCAGCGGCAUGGCCCUCGCCAGGGCGGCGGGGCAGGCAGGUCCCGGCGCGGCGCUGGCGCUGCUGUGGCUGCUGGUCCGGGCGGCGGCCCCGCCGGCCGUGUGCGCCCCGGGGGACAGCGGCUGCCUCCGGCUCACCGUGGCAGACCUCUUCGACCGGGUGAUCCGGCACUCGGGCAGGAUCCACAGCCUCUCCACGGCGCUCUGCGCCGAGCUGGAAAACCGCUUUCCUCCCCGUGACAACGAGCUGGGGAAGCCCGCACGGAGGUGCCCCACGGCCGGGUUGCUGACCCCCAACGGCAAAGAGUACGCCCAAAAAAUCCCGAGAGAAGAACUAACUUACGUGAUACUGAAACUUUUGAAUGCCUGGAAAGAACCACUUUCCCACUUUAACCAGCACAUUGAGCACCAUCAAGAGUUACCUGAUGACAGCCUUAGCAAAGCUAAGCAAAUCAGCAAGAUGGUUCAUGAGCUGGAGACUGGGAUUGAGAAAGUUGCAGAAAAGAUGCAGUCAAUGGGCAUCAUCAGCAAUUCCUUACAUGGAAUGGCAUCGUCUGAAGCUGCUGGCUUCUCCAGUACUAAUGAAGCAAACAUGAUGAGCGACUCUGACUUUAUUCACUGUUUCAAGAGAGACUCCAACAAAGUACAAUGCUACUUAAAAAUUCUGAAGUGUAGGAUUAUGCCAGAAAACAGUUGUUGA